This is a messenger RNA of Aspergillus clavatus NRRL 1, 726 nucleotides long. Its product is annotated as 2EXR domain-containing protein. NCBI's taxonomy places the organism in Eukaryota, Fungi, Ascomycota, Eurotiomycetes, Eurotiales, Aspergillaceae. The transcript has a single exon. The record is from RefSeq and is a predicted model, not a curated record. The coding region runs from base 1 to 726 and encodes 241 amino acids.
AUGCCAAAUGAUCCCACCACCACCACAACAACAACCUUCCACCUCUUCCCCCUCCUCCCCCCAGAACUCCGCCUCCGAAUCUGGUCCCUCCUCCUCUCCACCCCACGCAACAUCCCCAUCGCCUGCCAACGCGGCAUCCAUCCCAACUCCCGCCGCUUCGCCAGAUUCUUCACCACGCCAACGCUUCCGCCACCCCUACUACACGUGAACCACGAAUCCCGCACCGAAGCCCUGCGCAUCUACACCGCGCAGUUCCAGACCGCAUACAGUCCCCGCAGCAUCUACAUCGCCUUCGACCGUGACGUGCUCCAGCUCCCCGAGGACGUGCUCGCGUACCUCGGCGCCGACGAGCUGGACCGCGUGCAGGCGCUCACCAUCGAGGUCAGCGACGCGUCAUAUUUCGGACACUUCUAUCUGGAUGUUGUGAGGCGAAUGCGGCGGCUGCGGCGGCUGGAGCUCGUGCUGAAGGAGACGCGGGUGCAUUGGCGGGUGCCGUGGGAUGAGGAGAACGAUACGGGUGUUGGCAGGCUGAAGGAGGAACUGCAGGAGGCGAUGACGGGGGAGGAAUCGCGGUGGGAGUGUCCGUGUGCGGCUGUGAGGAUUGUCGCGGCAUCUACGGGAGUGGAGUUGGGGGUGGUUGAGGCGCUCCCUUCCCCCCCCCUCUCUCUCUCUCCCUCACUCUCUGGCGAACGGCUAGCGGGUGGAGAUCAUGGAAGUGCUGAGUGA